AUGGCGCCAAAUGCGAUUACGCGCACAGCGUUGCGGAGCUCCGACGCCAACCCAAACUAUGCAGAUUGUUCCUUCAAACCCAACAAUGCUCCUACGGACGCAACUGUCGCUUCCUGCACUCAGCCCCACCAGGAAGCGACUCAGCCACGCCAGGAAGCGACUCAGCCACACCAAUGCCACCACCAAGUAGAGAAACUUGAUGGCUUCUCUUCCGCGGAAUACAAGAGAAUGCGAACUUCUGCAGCUGCUCCCAGUGAUAGCUACCCUUCUGCAGAAAAUAAGACAAUCCAAUCUGAUGCUGCUGGUGCUGGUGCUGCUGGUGCUACUGCUGGUGCUGGUGCUGCUGCUACAAAUGCCACAACUAGCACUCCGGGAACUAGCUCUUCCCAAAACAAGGACCCAUAUGCUGUGAAGUUCGUAUUCAAGGAAAACAAACUUGAAAAGGUCGAUGGCAUCUAUGGUGAUUGGAUUCCAGAUUUACCCCACUGA
This is a messenger RNA of Sphenostylis stenocarpa, 489 nucleotides long. NCBI's taxonomy places the organism in Eukaryota, Viridiplantae, Streptophyta, Magnoliopsida, Fabales, Fabaceae. The record is from the annotation of a GenBank genome assembly.